Messenger RNA from Melanotaenia boesemani (Boeseman's rainbowfish), 2446 nucleotides. It is a transcript of the gene sox1b, whose product is annotated as SRY-box transcription factor 1b. The transcript has a single exon. NCBI's taxonomy places the organism in Eukaryota, Metazoa, Chordata, Actinopteri, Atheriniformes, Melanotaeniidae. The record is from RefSeq and is a predicted model, not a curated record. Gene Ontology annotation, molecular function: DNA-binding transcription factor activity, RNA polymerase II-specific; RNA polymerase II cis-regulatory region sequence-specific DNA binding. Gene Ontology annotation, biological process: cell differentiation; regulation of DNA-templated transcription; anatomical structure morphogenesis. The coding region runs from base 533 to 1594 and encodes 353 amino acids.
AAUCAAACUGUUUGAGCGCACAGACUUCACUCCUUUACGCAGAAAGAAGGCGCAAUUUUUUUUUGGAACUGAACUGGUUGAAAUUUUGUGUAUUUUCAAGCCACACACGCAAAAGCGAUGACAGAGGGAGUCAUUUUUAUGUCUUGCGCUCCGACGUCACCAGAACCUCUAGCGCCCUGCAUGCAAAUCACGUCUCCGCUCGAGCCUCUCCAUUGGCCGUCUCUCGCUCAUUUAGCUGCUGUCAGAGCGCGCGGCCCGGGCACGCUCCGUAACUUUUCCCAGUACAGCUUUAACCAAAGUAAGCUCAAACAAGUCGUUUCUACUCUUCUCAGCGCUCGUGGAUGACAGGGGAAAGGAGAAAGCGGGAAGAGCAGGACAGUUUUACUUCUGAGUGGAUUUCAUUCUGAGACUGACCGUCUGUUCGUCGCUGUUUAAUUUACUCUUUACCUCCGUCUUUCCCGGAGGUUGAGCUGCGCGCGGGCCAGUCUGAAUGUUUCUGUGUGUUUGACUGUGUCCCACCAAGACAAGGUGAAUGUACAGCAUUAUGAUGGAAACGGACUUGCAUUCCCCCGUGGUGCCCCAAACCAACCCAUCCAACCCGGGGGCACACGCGGGAGGAGGCGGCGGGGGGGCUGGAGGCAAAGUCCCCCAGGAGAGAAUUAAGAGACCCAUGAACGCCUUCAUGGUCUGGUCCCGGGGCCAGCGGAGGAAAAUGGCUCAGGAGAACCCCAAGAUGCACAACUCUGAAAUCAGCAAGCGGCUGGGCGCAGAGUGGAAGGUGAUGACCGAGGCGGAGAAGAGACCUUUCAUCGACGAGGCGAAGCGGCUCCGGGCCAUGCACAUGAAGGAACACCCGGACUACAAGUACCGGCCACGGAGGAAGACCAAGACUCUGCUGAAGAAGGACAAGUAUUCGCUUGCUGGCGGACUGCUUGGCUCCUCAGCAGGUGUAGGGAUGGGAGGCGGGCAGCGGCUGGACAGCCCCGGAGGGGGGCAUGUUGGGGCAAAUGCGGGCUACGCGACCCACGUGAACGGCUGGGCAAACGGCACGUACUCUGGCCAGGUGGCGGCUGCAGCAGCGGCGGCUCACGCCAUGAUGCAGGAGGCACAGCUGGCGUACACGCAACACCCUGGCACCGGGGCUCACCCGCACCACCCGCAUCCGCACCAUCACCCGCAUCACCACCCACACAACCCGCAGCCCGUGCACAGGUACGACAUGAGCGCCUUAUCUUACAGCCCGAUCUCAAACUCUCAGAGCUACAUGAGCGCCUCGCCGCCGGGCUACGGCGGCAUCACCGGCUACACUCACCAGCACCAAAGCUCCGGCGUCUCUCCGGUGUCCGGAGCCAUCGGGGGGACUUUGGGCUCCCUUGUGAAAUCGGAGCCUAGCGUGAGCCCACCGGUUUCCACUGCACGCGCACCGCCGCCGUGCCCCACGGGAGACCUGCGGGACAUGAUCAGCAUGUAUCUGCCCACCGGCGAGGCGGCGGGGGACUCCGUUCAGAGCAGACUGCACGUGCUCCACCCGCAGCACUACCAGAGCAGCGGCUCCACUCCGGUAAACGGGACGGUUCCUCUGACACACAUUUAAAUCUCUUCAUGUAAGCACUACAAACCACAACCAAAUAUUUAAACUCUAGAUGUGGGCGCCAGCUGCUGAUGAAAUGUAAAUUAUAGGCGGUUACAGCCAUAAAAAUGCAAUCACUGAACAAACUUUUAUUAUUAUUAUUAUUAUUAUUAUCAUAAUUAUUAUUAUUAUUGUUAUUUUUAUUUUCUUUUAGUGAUGGAUUUUUGUGUCUGUCCGAGCUAAAGGAAAACGCAUCCGAUUUACUUUCGCUCUCUGGAACAGAGCAUGCCAAGUUUUGACACGAUUUAAAUUAUAACCAUGAAGGCUUUUGCAUUUUUAAUUUUUUUCCCCCGAUUUUUCUGUGGAUUUUCUGGCACCAGCUGUGUGUUAAGAGGAAUUGUUUUUAAAAAGAAAAAAAACUUUUAAGCAGGGGACCGUAUAAUAAAUGGAGGGCGGUGUGGAGGAUGUCAAAAAAUAAAGUUAGGAUGCAGUUCAAAUUGAUUUCCAGUUUUGAUGCUUGUAAACAUGUGAGUCAGUCGGUGUAAUUUGUUUCUGUUGUUGUAAAAUCUUGUACAUUGUGAAUAAAUAGGCCUAAUGAAAACGCUUUUAUGCAACUGUACAUAAUUUACUAAAUGCAAAGCCACAUUUUUUUGGAUUGAGAACUUCACAAUUUUGCGCUGAGUUUAAUAAAUGUUCCAAGAUUUGUUUCCGUCUUGGAGAAAGUGUUAGAUUUGUUCGUCUUUUUUGUUUUAAAUUGAAAACAUUUUAACAGGCUCAUGCAAACCACAAAAAUAAUUGCAUUUAAGGCAUCUUUUUAAUUUACUGAUGUUCGUAUAAUUUCACUGGGUUUAAUAACGUUUCGGCAGAGAGGGAAAA